CGCCAGGCGUCCUUAUCCAAUCAUGCCUGGAAUGCAGCUUGCCACUUGGGCUAUUUCUGCUGUCUGUCGCUAUCGGACUUCAACUCAAAGAGUUUGACACAUGGGAUAGUGUUUUUUAUUUCCCCGUCUCUUUCCAGCGUUUACUCGCGCACUCUCUCUCUCUCUCUCUCUCUCUCCUUGAAGUUUGUGGGUUGAACUUUUAAGCUCCCUGGCAGCGUUUCACUGGUAGCUGUGAAACGAAACGCAGCCUCUGUCUGUGAGUAAGGGAAAGAGAGAGAAAGAAAGGAAAGAGGGUGGAUGAGCAAGACAGAGAGAGAGGGAGAGCAAAAGGGGAUCAGACACACUAAACAGUGGGCGAGACAGAUCCAGCAAGAGCUGGACAGAGACAGAUCAAGCCAGACAGGAGAAUGUCUCACCGGCUUCGGUUGUAUUUCGGAUCAGGGCGCAGUAACACUGCGCCGGAGUUGGAGCAACUAAAUGGGACGGCGGAGGACAGAGAUGAGAGUGACUACAGCGGUGCAAGGGCCACUAUGUUCCAUUCGCAGACUCAAAACGGAGGGCGUUCAGAAAGCCCGGAAUCGGGUGCUUGUUCAGACGGCUCUCUAAAGCGAAGCUCUUCCAUGUUCAUCCCACAGCUCCAGAGUCAAACUGAACCACGGACUACCAAGAGCACUUCUGUCCAGAUAUCUCUUCAACGCACAACUGCGCCUCAAGAAGAGGCUUUGCCCUUUGAUCCACCUCCAGGGUACCCUCAGGAUCCAGCUCCAGCUUACACCGAGCCUGAUGAAAGCUGGUACUUACCUCCACCACCAGCUUACCACAGAGGAGAACCCCCAUCCUUCCAAAGCGUGGAACCACUUACUGAGCCCAUCCAGCCGAAGAGGCAAGUCUUUUGCGUCCGGCCAUGUGAUGGACAAAAUGGUUAUGCCACUAUGGGUGUACCCAAUAAUCAAGGAAUUACCAUUGGAGGUUUCUGCAUUCGAAGAAGAUCUGCAGAUGGUGCAGACGUCCAACAGUUUAGGAUCAUGCCGUACACCGAGAACGCCCAGAAUGGCCACCGCUGGUCUGUCCAGCAAACCUCAGAUCGAGGUCCUGGCACGCAAAGACUUGUCUUCCAGCUUCAGCAGGAUCAAGGACAGCAGCCUAGCCCUACUCCUCAGGCUGAUGUGGGUGAUUUGGGCAUCACGGGUACUAAAGGCAGCCGCUUUGUGCGGUACCCUCGAAUCCGACUUGAGAGGAGCGCUUCGCAGCCGUUGCAACCCAGAGGAGCUCCUUCCCGCCUCGGAUCUAUGCCAAACCUUCAUGAGCCGAUCUCCGAAAUGGAGACCGAGAGUGAGAUCGCUGAGAACGGGGCUCAAGGUUGUACAUUCAAAAUCAGGAAGGAGCAGAGCUCCCGACAGCCCAAGUUUAAGAUCUAUUUCAGCCAGGGAGGUGAGCACAGCCCCAUCCUUGCACGGGAUGUUAGCUUUGGAAAGGCGCCUACCUGCAGCAACUCACAGGCUCACAUUGGUCGUGAUCGGUCCAAGAAUGGGCAUUUCAACCAUAGUCAGACCAGAGAUGACUUCCUCGGGCAGGUGGAUGUGCCUCUUACCCAUUUACCGACGGAGGACCCUGCAAUGGAGCGACCGUACACGUUUAAAGACUUUCUCCUGCGUCCAAGAAGUCAUAAGUCUCGGGUGAAAGGUUACCUGAGGCUGAAGAUGGCCUACCUGCCAAAGAACGGAGGACAUGAGGAGGAAAGCAGCGAGAUGAGAGAAGAAGCUGAGGGCUGGGAGGUUACAGACUCCACAGAUCCAGGUUCACAGAGACCUCAGCAGCUCCUGCCUCCGCUGCCUCCGGGCUGGGAAGAGAAGGUGGAUAACCUGGGACGGACGUACUACGUCAACCACAACAACCGCACCACACAGUGGAAGAGGCCCAGUAGUGUGGAUGUGGUUUCAGAAACGGAAAAUGAUAAUCACUUGCGGCAGAUUAACCAGGAAGCCCACAGAGUUUUCCGCUCUCGACGGCACAUUAGCGAAGACCUGGAAAAUGAGCAGCUGGACAUCAGGGACAUAGACGACUCAUGGGAACCCAUAUCAGAGGAGGACCCAGCUUUAAUGACGGACGGUCUGAACCAUUCUCUCUCUGGACCAUCCUCUCUGGCGAUGCCCCUCUCUAGCACUCCCGAAUUCUCCGAUGAAAUCAGCCUUAGAUUGUCUCUUGCCCCAGACACGAAUGGAGAAAUCCCAGGACCCAGCUCUGCUGUGCAGAGUCAUCUUUCCUCUCGGCUACGCUCCUCUAGUAUGACUGAUGGAGUCAGUGAUCAAGCUCAGCCUCCCACACCAACGCAGAGCUCCCAGACCCGACGAACAAGAGCACAAACGGUCACAGGCGUUGAGGAUACCAUGUCUCCAUCGGCCUCCUACGCCUUGACCACACCAGGCCUUCCACCAGGCUGGGAGGAACGCAAAGACCCCAAGGGACGAACGUACUACGUCAACCACAACAACCGUAGCACCACCUGGACGCGGCCCAUUCUGCAGCAGCACACUGAAGAUGGAGCCAGUACCUCGGCUGCGGCAGUAGGGGGCGCUACAGCAGCCACAACCCCCGCUUCCACCCCUUCCUCUUCCAGCGGCCACCUAAGUGAACCACAAGUGCGCAGACCCCGUAGCCUCAGCUCCCCCACAGUCACUCUCUCUUCCCCACUAGAGGGAGCCAAUAACGCCCAGAUACGGCGAGCCGUAAAGGACACGUUUUCCAACCCUCAGUCCCCGCAGCCUUCUCCCUACAGCUCCCCCAAAUCCCAGCAUAAAGCAAACCAGAGCUUCCUGCCCCCCGGAUGGGAAAUGAGAAUAGCACCCAAUGGACGGCCGUUCUUCAUCGACCACAAUAGCCGAACCACCACAUGGGAAGAUCCUCGCUUAAAGUAUCCCGUUCACAUGAGGACAAAAGCAUCCCUGGACCCUGGCGACCUCGGCCCACUUCCUCCUGGGUGGGAGGAACGAGUGCACGCAGAUGGAAGAACCUUUUACAUCGACCAUAACACCAAAAAAACGCAGUGGGAAGACCCUCGCCUCCAGAGUCCUGCCAUAACUGGACCUGCGGUGCCAUAUUCCAGGGAAUUCAAGCAGAAGUAUGACUACUUCAGAAAGAAGUUAAAGAAACCCGCAGAUAUUCCGAACCGUUUUGAGAUGAAGCUGCACAGGAAUAACAUCUUGGAGGAGUCGUACAGACGGAUCAUGUCGCUGAAGAGACCCGACAGCCUGAAGGCCCGUCUGUGGAUCGAGUUUGAAUCAGAGAAAGGCCUGGAUUAUGGGGGCGUGGCCAGGGAAUGGUUCUUCCUGCUCUCCAAGGAGAUGUUUAACCCUUAUUAUGGGCUGUUUGAGUACUCGGCCACAGAUAACUACACCCUUCAGAUCAAUCCAAACUCUGGUCUCUGUAAUGAGGAUCACCUCUCAUACUUUAAGUUCAUCGGUCGGGUGGCUGGCAUGGCUGUGUAUCACGGAAAACUGUUAGACGGUUUCUUCAUUCGACCAUUCUAUAAAAUGAUGCUGGGCAAACAGAUCACACUGAAUGAUAUGGAGUCAGUGGACAGUGAAUACUACAACUCUCUCAAGUGGAUUCUGGAAAACGAUCCUACAGAACUGGACCUGCGGUUCUGCAUUGAUGAGGACAACUUUGGACAGACAUAUCAGGUGGAUUUGAAGCCAAGCGGAUCAGACAUGGUUGUAACCAAUGACAACAAAAAAGAAUACAUAGACCUGGUGAUUCAGUGGCGGUUUGUGAACCGGGUCCAGAAACAGAUGAAUGCCUUUUUGGAGGGCUUCACCGAACUCAUUCCCGUCGACUUGAUAAAGAUUUUUGACGAAAACGAACUGGAGCUGCUGAUGUGUGGUCUGGGUGACGUGGACGUCAAUGACUGGAGGCAGCACACCGUCUAUAAGAAUGGCUACUGUCCCAAUCACCCUGUGAUCCAGUGGUUCUGGAAGGCUGUGUUGUUAAUGGAUGCCGAAAAGCGGAUCAGACUUUUGCAGUUCGUCACUGGAACAUCCAGAGUGCCAAUGAACGGCUUUGCUGAACUCUACGGUUCCAAUGGGCCGCAGUUGUUUACUAUCGAGCAGUGGGGGACACCUGACAAACUCCCUCGUGCUCACACCUGCUUUAAUCGUCUGGACCUCCCGACGUACGAGUCGUUUGAAGACCUGCGCGAGAAGCUUCUGAUGGCGGUGGAAAACGCCCAAGGCUUUGAGGGCGUCGACUAAACAGAAUCCCUUUACGUCCGUGCGAUCUCCUAACGCAACCGACGAGCAAAGACAUGUACAACACACGUGCACACACACACAUCUAUACUCACAUACACACUCUCGAGUUGCCAUUGUACAGCCAGAUCCCAGCGGUCGCAAGUGUGUGACGUCAGCACAGUAUAUGCAUGUAAUCUGUUUAGCUGGAACGGCAUUGGCUGCGAAACCCGUUUCGACGCCAAACAGCCCACAAAUCAUGUUCUCCUAACACGUUUUAUUUUCAAAUUCAGCUCUGAGGCCCUGAAAACUUGUAUAUUGAUGAUUCAGUAUUUGGGUGUGGCCUCAGAGUGGGCGUGGCCUUGACACAGCAACCAAUCCCAUUCCGCAUUAAUUUCACAAAUAUAAGUUCAGUGAAGAGGCAACUCUCGCAUCAGGUCUUACUAACACCAGAUUACCUUAGGAAUCAGAGCCAGGAUGAAGGGCGCAUCCUCAUCCUCCCUAAUCCCGCAAAAUACGCCAAGUUUCCCCUCGCCGAGGAUUAUUUUUUUAUCUUCUUUUGCAACGCCAAGAAGCAACGGGAAUUGUUUUUAAUAAUUAUUAUCGCUGUUAUUAUUCUUACCGAGUAAACGGAUAUUUGUACCAACAAUGUGGUUUACUAUUUUAAAAUGACGUUAAUGCAUCAGUGGCCUGGCUAUAUUCAAUAUCCAUAUCAUCGUGGGUAAAAAAAAAAAAAAAAAAAAAAAAAAUUGAGAAAAAUGAAAAAAAGAUCAUGAUUAUUGUAUUGCUAUGAAAACUGGCAUGAACAUGUAUCUUGUGUUUCAAUAUGAUUACGUAGUAAUUAUAAAGCUAUUCUCCUUCUUGGUCGAGAGCAAAGAUCGAAAAACGUUUUGGAAAAUGAGAGAGGGUUUUCUUCAAUUGUAAUAAGUAUUGUUCUUAUCUUUAUUAUGAUUAUACCUGUUCAUAAUGCUGUAAAUGAGUUUGUUUCGGAGGUGGGGGAACGAUGCGAUUGGACUUUUACUGUACGUGUUAAAUCUGUUUGAAGUAUUAAAGAGCGACACGGAGUGAAGCUAUCUUAAAAGCGCUGUGAUUCAACACUGCGAGUCUCGUAGACUUUCAGGACGUAAACUUACUUUCUUUCUUUCUUCCUUUCUUUCUUCUAACACCACUGUACCUAAAAGGGCACUUUAUUGAUCACAAACUAGGGUCAUGUCACCUUUUUUGUUUUUUUGUGAACUUGAAUGUGAUUAUCUAUUUUGUUCUUUUAAAAGCACUCGGUUCCUUGGUGCAAUAUCUCUCGAUUAUAAUCGGCCUGCAAUCUGCUGCUAACAUAUCAGUUCACGGCUCGUCCCCGCAGCGGAUCCGGAGUCACUCCGCUUCGUCGGUGCGAAUCCGGAUCGGCUCUGUAGGAACGAGUUCCGACUUCAGACUUGUUCUUUUUCUGUUUUCUUUUUCGGUCUUGUAUCUGUACGCCUCCUCCCCACUCACACUUUUCGGGCCGCUGUGGCUCUGUAGGUUUGUGAUAAUAUUAUGAUUAUUGUUAUUGUUAUAAAUUACCCUUCCUCUUUUGUAGGGGCAGUUCUUUUUUUAUUAUCGAUGAGGAACAUUUACUGUCUGGUUCCUGCUCACCACGAGACCUUGCGAUUCGUAUAACUUCGUUCAAAAUAAACUGAUAAAUGGAA
Molecule: messenger RNA, 5905 nt
Organism: Labeo rohita (rohu)
Lineage: Eukaryota; Metazoa; Chordata; Actinopteri; Cypriniformes; Cyprinidae
Gene: nedd4l
Product: NEDD4 like E3 ubiquitin protein ligase
Exons: 28
Coding region: 408-4247 (1279 amino acids)
Biological process (GO): ubiquitin-dependent protein catabolic process; regulation of dendrite morphogenesis
Molecular function (GO): protein binding; ubiquitin protein ligase activity; sodium channel inhibitor activity
Source: RefSeq, a predicted model, not a curated record